Messenger RNA from Cynoglossus semilaevis (tongue sole), 4055 nucleotides. RefSeq names its product kinesin family member 28 (gene kif28). NCBI's taxonomy places the organism in Eukaryota, Metazoa, Chordata, Actinopteri, Pleuronectiformes, Cynoglossidae. The transcript is spliced from 26 exons. Bases 684 to 3890 code for a protein of 1068 amino acids. Gene Ontology annotation, molecular function: microtubule motor activity; ATP binding; microtubule binding. The record is from RefSeq and is a predicted model, not a curated record. Gene Ontology annotation, biological process: microtubule-based movement.
UUACAUUAAUUACACAACACUUAAAUAAAUAGAACAGUUAAAUAAGAAUAAAGUUAAAUGAAAGAACGAUCCGUAUGAACGAUUCGUGAACGAACUGUAGUGCCCGCUGCUCUCUACACAGCCUGAGUCACGCUGGAUUAUUAGUGAUGUGUAGUUCGUUAACGAUUCGAACUACACAUCACUAAUAAUCCAGCGUUAACCACCCUGCAGCCACAGGAGUGUGUGUGUGAGAGAGAGAGUGUGUGUGUAUUCUUGGUUAGGAUGAAGCUGUAACCUGAGCUCGUCCUCCCCGCUGACUCUCAGUGAAUUAUUCAGUGUUGUUAGAGAGGCUGAAAGUGAAACCAAAGAGAGGGAAGAAAGUCAAAAUACGAAUAUUUAUCAGAAGUUGAAACAACUUAAACAUUUUAACGACAAGAAUUAUUUUCUUGAGAUUUAAUUCACAUGUAACUCAGGAGUAAAACAGAUCAAUGUUUAUCACAUUUUCUGUUUCUAAUGUAGAAUUUCUCUUUUUUUCCUUUCUUUUCUAACGCUCCUGUUUUCCUGGUGAGCAGAGGUUUCAUUUCAGUAACCAGCACUGGUUACCAGUGACUGCCAUAGUAACUGUGUUCAUGUAAGUGGAGACAGCGUGUGUGUGUUCAGUCUCCCUGUGUGUGAAGACCUGCUGCAGACUGAGGGCAGCAGACAUGAACAGGAAGGACUGUGUCAGAGUGGCCGUCAGGGUCCGACCCUUCAACAAGAGAGAGAAGGAUGCAGGCAGUCGAUGUAUCAUCUCCAUGGUUACCAGCUCUGUCACCAUCCAGGACCCUCAUGACCCUCACAACCGCCGCUCCUUCUCCUUCGACUACGCCUACUGGUCCCACAGCGGCUUCUUACGUGAUCAUAACGGCCUGUAUGUGCCUGAGGAGCCGGGGGGACGCUACGCUGACCAGGACAGUGUUUUCCAGGACUUGGGGGAGGGAAUCCUUGAGAAUGCACAGCAGGGUUACAACGCCACCUUGCUGGCCUAUGGACAGACCGGGUCUGGGAAGAGUUACUCCAUGGUCGGCUACGGGCCGAACAAAGGCCUGGUCCCAAAACUGUGUGACCGACUGUUUGAAGACAUCAGAGGAAACCAGGCAACCAGACAGUGUCAGGUGUUCUUCAGUAUGAUGGAGAUCUAUAAUGAGCAGGUGAUCGACCUUCUGUCUCGGAGUUCUCGUACGUCAGGUGUUCUCCGGGUCAGAGAGGAGCAGCACAGAGGUUUCUAUGUAGAGGGUCUGCGGACGGUUCCCUGUGACAGUGCUCAGCAGGUGGAACAGCUGAUGGAACAGGGAACCAGGACUAGAACUACAGCUGCCACUCACAUGAAUGCUAACAGCAGUCGCUCACACAUGCUAAUCAUCCUGCAGCUCAAACAGAUCUUCUCCAAAGAGAACAUCACCAAACAGUCCUCCAUUAACCUGGUGGACUUGGCUGGCAGUGAGCGUCAGAGGUCAUCGGGGUCAGAGGCUGACCGGCUGAAAGAGGGAACAGCCAUUAACCUGAGCCUCACUACUCUUGGUAAUGUCAUCAGCGCUCUGGCCGACGUGGUGGUGGGGAAGAGAGCGGUCCACAUUCCCUACAGAGACUCAGUUCUCACCAAGCUGCUACAGUCAGCUCUGGGAGGAAACAGUCGCACUGUGAUGAUCGCCACCCUGAGCCCUGCGGACAUCUUCUACGAGGAGUCUCUGUCCACACUACGCUACGCUGAGAGGGCCAAGCACAUCCAGAACCAGGCGGUGGUGAAUGAGAGCCCCACUGAGCGCAUGGUCAAAGAGCUGAAGGCUGAGAACGCCAGACUGUUGCAGCGGCUCAGCCGCCUGGGCCAAGAUGGACGCCGAGCAAACGAGGAGACCAAGGAGCUCCGUCAGCUGCUGACCAACAAUGAACUCCAGAUCAGAGCCAUCCAGACUCUGUGGGAACAACACCUGCAGGACGCACUCAAGGACUGGGAGCUGCAGUACGCCACCAUCACUCAGGAGAGAAGGAUGAUUCAGAUGUUUCCCUCCAUCCACAACAUCAACGAGGACGCGCAGCUCUCUGGUGUCGUCAAGCUUUUCAUCAGAGAAGGUGAAUGGGACGUGGGUCUGUGUGACUCCCCACAGUCCAUUACCAUCAGGGGUCUGGGGAUCCAAGAGCAUCACGCAGUCUUCAGGAAUGAACAGCGCAGGGUAACAGUGACCCCACACCAGGGGUCAAAGGUUAUCGUCAAUGGUCAAACUGUUACCCAGACAACUGAGCUGCAGCACUUGGAUCGUCUUAUUCUGGGAUCCAACAGCACCUACCUGUUCAUUGGCUAUCCAUCAGAGAGGGGCGGAGAAGACUGCAGUCGCUAUGACUACGACUACUUCCAGUCUGAACUGGCUGCUGCUGAAGGCAUCCACCUGGGUGAGUCCAGUCCUGGCGGUGGUCAGACUGACCCCAGUCUCCUGGCAGUUUUCUAUGACUACAUCAAACUGAUGCCAAUGGUGGCUGAAGCCAAUCAGAUGAGCCAGGAGCUGAAGAAGGACAUAGAAUUUAAACUGGAGAUCAAGAAUUUGGCAGCGUCGGAUUCAAAAGGUCAUGACCUGGAAAAAGACGUUGUUGUCAGGGUGACAUCGUUGCCAAGGAAACAGGUGUGGGUGUGGUCCAAGAACAAGUUUGUCAACCGAAAGUUCCUGAUGGAAGAACUGUACCAGCAGCAGCAGCAACAGGCGGAGCAGAGAACUGUUGAUCAGGGAGGACAGGACACGUCCAGAGCUGCAGCGCUGCAGGACAAAGACCCGUUCUGGGACCCAGUGGAGCCCCUCCUGUUGGGCACCGCCCACCUGUGGCUUCAGUCUCUGGUCUUUCGUAUCCCCCUGGAGGAGCAGCUGGAGGUUCUGAGUUCAGAGGGAAGAGCAGAGGCCAUUCUUCAAGUACAGCUGGUUCCCUGCAGCUCUACUGGACUGUAUGACACACACACACACACAUACACACACACACUUUCACUCACACACACCAUUCCAGACUUCUCCUGUGUUCCAGUCCACUUGGGGAGGAUGGAAUCCUCAUGGAUCCUUCAGAGUUGCUGGGACAACGUCUGGACUUCCAGCUGGUCCUGGACCAGUGUUUUGGUCUGCACUGGCUUCAGGAUCUUCGACUGCAGCCAGCCGUUCUACACUCCAGCUGUGUGGAACCAGGUCAACCCUCUGCUCCAUCACCACAUCCACCUCACAUCUCUGCACACCACCUCCUCCCUGCUGGACUACCUACAGAGCAGCGCCGUGGUGCUGGAGAUGUGGGCGCUCCAAGACGGCUGUACAGAGCUGGUUUCCUCUGUAGAUGAAGGGAGGAUGACCAGUGACGGCACCUUCAUCAUGGACACACCUCCUCCUCCUCCUCCAGCUCCAUCCAAAGCUUCAUCUGCAGAGCUCAGCUGUUCAGUGAAAACUCUUCAACAGGAAGUGACACAACUUCAAAGACUCAAUGCAUCACUGAUGAAAGAAAACACCAGUCUGAGAGAACAGCUCCACAACACCAGGAAUGACUGUCCCGCGGCCUGGUACUGUAGCAGUCUGUUUUUGGACUCUGAUCCUUAUCUUCCUGCUGGUGUCUGUGCUGCAGGUGAUGACGGCGGCCGCCGUCGUUCUCUGCGUCCCAGCUGUGACGCAGACUUGGCUCGUGCUCUGAAGGUUUUCUACCACAGCAUGACAUCAGUGCGAGCUCAGCUGCAGCGUCUGUGUCGACACAGGCCCAGUGAUGAGUCUGACCUGCUGGGGCUGCGACUCUUCGUCAAUGAGCACAGUCGUCUGACCAAAGACUUCUCAGAGCAGCUGGAUCAGACCGUCUCCAGGCUCAAACAUGACGUCGCUGCCAUCGUUCGCUGGAAACGAUCAGCGAACUGCUCCUGACCUGUGUCUGUACGGUUCUCUCCUCCGUCUGAUCAUGUGAUUAGCAGCAUGGUGUCUGACUGGACACGGCGAUACACUAGAUACCUCAUCAUUACACAUAAGUGAUGCCCCAUCACUUGACUCAUGUGAAGUAUUUUCAAAAUAAAGGUCUUUCCAGAGCCUCUU